Molecule: messenger RNA, 5305 nt
Organism: Lytechinus variegatus (green sea urchin)
Lineage: Eukaryota; Metazoa; Echinodermata; Echinoidea; Temnopleuroida; Toxopneustidae
Product: BTB/POZ domain-containing protein 16-like
Exons: 15
Coding region: 313-2349 (678 amino acids)
Source: RefSeq, a predicted model, not a curated record
CAAAUGGAAAGCGCCAGCGAGUGUUGAUUAUCAUCGUGGCCGUAACUUCCCGGGCGCGAUUACACCGUGUCCCGUUCUUUUGGCGGUAUCAGCGCUGAUCAAUCAUUCAAUGGACCCAAAUAGUCUACAAAAUUUUCUUGAGAUUUGAAUAUUUAUUAAAGAUCUCUGGAAAAAAAGGAUCGUCAAGAAUGACAUUAUUGUCAGGAGUGUGCUUGCUCGUGAUUUAGUUAGAAAAUAGUGAAAACAAAGAGAUUUUGCAAUUUGUAUUUGACCAUCUGAUUUUGCAGUGGGAAACGUCAAGAAAAAAAAAACAUGGCUGAGACAACUGUGCUCCGCAAUAUUUCUUCGAGUACAUCGCAUGCAUCUGGAAGACUAAUGUUGCCAUAUUUACCAACAGAACCUCCAAGAUUUAAUCCUCGUGCACUUUCUUAUUCCAUGGCCCUUCAAAGUGCUCCUUACACGGCUCUCCGAGGUGUUGUCGUCGAUGGAAGGCAACCACCACGGCAUCCCGAGUCUCCACGCUACAGGAUAAGGAAGCAGGUCGGAGGGACCAACAGGUGGAGGCUCCCGGAGUCACUCGGAGGUGAUCUUCUGGGAACUUCUCAAGCCAUUCGAUCCAUCAACGAACCCUAUAACAAGAACACUAUUGCUAUUCUAUCAGCUGACAACCCUGCAACUACGACCAACCGCGAUCCGGAUCGUCCCUAUCAGUUCCAUUCCACAGAGGGCCAUGAUAAGCCGAUGACAGCCCCUCAGUUUGCGAGUGAGAGCUGGUACAACCAGAGAGGGCCCAGUCCACAGCCUCCCGCCACCGCCCCGGUCCAUGGGAAGAAAACAACACAACCCCCUGCUCCAAUAGAGAAGUUCCGACCGAUGUCUGCCAGGUCUCCCACGCCUGUCGAUAUCUUUCACUAUCAUUCUGCUCCCGUGCACAGUCUGCUCGGGCCUGACAUCUUGCUUCAGUGUCUGGAUACAAAUUGGGAGUUGCACCGUCCAUACAUCCGCAAGGCAUCGACCCUGACACAGUUGCUACAGAAAGCUAUUGAUAAACCACAUGAAGAACUCUAUUAUAGAGAUCCCAUGUCUGCAACCGUAGACCAGUACAUCAGCAAAAGUCAGUUUUACAGCUCUGAAUAUCAGAAGAUUAGCAGAGAACAGAGUACCCGACAGGCCCCCCCAGACAACGUCAAACAGACCUCCAAGAAAGACAUCAACCACCCAGCACACGUCGUAGCCGCUAGAACUAGUAACAUGGUGAAACUCAAGCUGAAGAUCAAAGAUCCAAUGGUCUCCAAGGAAGCUUUUGCCAUCGCCCUUGGUAACCUAUACCAUGAAGGUGUUGACCCGGAGAGGACCGAUGUGGUUGGGGUUCUAGCAUCUGCACACGCCUUGGGAUUCUCAGACCUGGAACGGAGAUGUGCUGAUAUUAUGAUGGAUGACAUACAGUCAAGUACAGUUUGUAAAUAUCAUCAGGCAGCACUCAAGUACAAGAUUGGUCAGGUUGUGAAUGCCUGUGAGCGUUGGUUAGAACUCAAUCUUGUUCCACAGUUGUCUGUUCAGAUUCAGCUAAGGCAGUUACCCAUAGAACUUCUUCAGAAGAUAAUCAAAUCAAGCAGGUUCUUUACGUUCAAUGAAUACUAUGUGUAUAAGACACUGUGUUACUGGAUCUUCCUUCAGGAGAAUGAUCAUCUUCAGUUAAUGCCAUCCCAUAGUACUAUCGUUACCUUCUUCAACAGCAUGUCACGCUCCAGUGCCUUCAUAGAGCAGGAGCGGGGGCAGCCGUACGCCGGCCUCUUCAUGUCUUUGAGGAUGAGCGGUAUCACCGACACCCGACACCUGGACGACAUGCUCCAGAUGAACGUCGUCCCCAGCCAGUGGAUCCUACGCACCCUGACCUUGCACUACCACGCCCUCCAGGGAGGGGGCGAUAUGUCCCUGAUGCAGGACUUCAAGAAGGAUGCCAUCAGACUCGGUUUCAUCAUUGAACUGGAACCUCGCUACCACUGUGAAGUGGUCUCACUGCAUGGAUUUCACUUUGAGCUGAAAGCACAGCGUGUUGGCAAACAGAACUCGUACCAGUUCUAUAUCCAGCGUCUGAAGCCCCGUGACCCCGCCCUCUCCUUCCGCGUCUGUGAGCGUCAGACGUUCUCGCUGCGGCACGAUCGCGAGGUCCUCUAUUCCAUCCGCAUCCAGUGCCGCAUCAAGGGCCAGGAUUAUGCGUUCAACACGGGCAUCCUGGGAAAGCGGUUUGGGAUUGGACCUAAGACCUGUAAGAGUGAGGUCCUCACCCUGGAGGGACUUUGCUUACCCCUCUAUGUCACCUACUCUAUUCUCUUCCCACCAUCCUAAAGAGAGAGUUUAUUAUCCUAAAACAACAUGCUCUGGAGGUCAAAUGUUAUGGAAAGCCAAAGUCUUAUUCAUAUAUUGGACUUUAACAUUCUGAAACUAUAUGCUAUAGAUGUCAAAUGUUAUGGAAAGACUUGUUCACAUUUAUGCAUUGAAGUUUAUUGUCUUGAAACAACAUGCUCUGGAGGUCAAAUAUUAUGGAAAGCCAAAUAUUUAUUCACAUAUUGGACUUCAUCAUCUUGAAACAACAUGCUCUGGAGGUCAAAUAUUAUGGAAAGCCAAAUAUUUAUUCACAUAUUGGACUUCAUCAUCUUGAAACAACAUGCUCUGUAGGUCAAGCUUAUGGAAAGCCAAAGUCUUAUUCACAUAUUGGACUUUAUCAUCUUGAAAGAACAUGCUCUGGAGGUCAGAUGUUAUGGAAAGCCAGUCUUAUUUACGUAUUGGACUUUCACAUUCUGAAACUAAAUGCUAUAGAGUCAAAUGGUAUGGAAAGCCAACACAGUAGAAGGAUAGAUGGAGAUUUCCCCCCCCCAAAAAAAAAGAAAAUGAUAGUGAAAAUUGAAUAAAGAAAAGAAUAGGAAUUUUGAAUUAAAUAAAGUAAAAAAUGAAUAAAAUGAUAUUAAAAUGAAUAAAAUAAUAGAUAAUAAAUAGUAGGUAGAACAAGUGAUCUACAGAAUUUGGUUCUAAGAAAAUGACUUCUCUGCAAUUAUUGUUUUUGCAUGUAAGAAAAACUUGAAGGCCCAAAGUUUUAUACUUAAACCUAAACAUUUAAAAAUGUAUAAUAAAUCAAUUGAGGUUAUUAUUCGGGGGAAAGGGGGGGGAUUAGUUGACUAAUGGAUUGUAAAUUAAAAUGGCUACUUUAUUUCUCACCAAAUAUACUCACUUGUAUUGGUUUGGUAAUAGACCUACAGAGCACAAGCCGAUAUUAAGUCAUGUAUUUAGACUGGAAUCAGUUUGUUUUCCGUAUUGUCACAAAGAAUGUGAAGAACAUUUAAAAAUGAAUAUCUAGAAAGAAUGUGGACAAAAAUGGAAGUGGAUAACCUCGGACAAACGAAAAAUUAAAAAUGACCAGUCAGAUGUUCUUGUGAAUCAAGUUUAUGCAUUAUUUGUUUUAUUGAUAGUGGACAUGAUAAAGAUAAGAGUUUCAAACAGGCUGAUACAAGUAAAGCUUUACAAGGCAAUCUGAAAUAUUCUUCAUUCUGUUGAUGAUGAUAAAAAUAAUACUAGAAAUUUACAUAUAACUUUAUACAGAUGUUUCUAAGCACAGUUAUAUUUAUCACGAUUAUUAUUAUCAAUGCAUGACGUUUAUCUCGUACAUUCCACCUGUCAAGCUUGUAUUGUGGAAAGCAUUUACAAAUUUAUUACAAAGUAUUAACGCUCAGUAUUUAAUGAGGUGUGUGGUUUUUGUUGAUGUUUACACAGUUAAAGACAUAAUACAAACCCGCCUUUAGCUGUGUACGAAUGCCUGAUGCUAUUUGCAUUGCAUUGAAAUUUCUAUAUAUAUUUUACGAUAUAUUUUGUGAGUUACAAGGUAGAAACAAUUUUAAACCCUGGUGUAGUGGUCCACCUGCACUCCCCCAAUCAGUUAAAUUGGGAGGAGAGACCUGUGGGCCAUAGUGAUUCAGUUUGCUUUUGGCCUUCCAGGUUCAGGUGAUGCCAAAUGAAUAAUAAUAGUAAUAGUGACCAACAGUUUUAUAAAGAAAUGUAGAAAGAUAUGUUUAGUGCAUUAAACAUAAACACAUGUUAAAGACAGCAAUUUUAAGCACUUUUUUUUAUUAUGCACUCAUCAAAGGUUUGAAUUUGAAUCAUUUAGAAUUAGAUUUAAACAAUCCAAUUCACAGUUACACUUAGCAAUUAAAUCAGACAGGGUACAGCUAUUGUCAGACCAAACUUUUAUUUUAUUAUGCCUCUUGUAUUAUUUGUGCACUAUGCUCUUGUAAAAGCACAGUUGAAAGUGUUAGUAUGUUUUCCUGCAGUGUUAAUACAAUCAAUGAAAUAUAACUAUUUUUCAACAUGAAAAAGUUUCAGGAAGAGAUGCCUUAUAAAUACAAAAUUAUGUAUGUUCACAUGAAAUGAUUAUAACUAAUAUAAUGUGACUUUUAGAAAAUUACUUUAAAACUCUUAACUUCACUUAUUUUACAUAGAGCAAGGGAGCAUUAAAACAAACAUAUUGUAUAUUUUCACAGAGCAUAAUAUAUUGAUAUAAAUGCAGGGUAAAGAACAUUAACAACAUUUUUUAAUUGUUCACAUAUGAUAUCAUCCAGGUUUUAAUGUAAAUAUAUAUCAAAUCAACUCUUCAUAGUAUUAUUUUCACUCUUUAUUUAUUUGUAUUAUUUUCAGAUUCCCUCAGUGUUGCUUAGCAAAGACUGCUUAUUUUGUAUAUUCCCAACAAAAUUUAAUUUUAAAGCUUAUAAACAAUACUUAAACAAAAGAAAACUAAAAUCUGUACCCAAUGUAAAUAGAUUAUUAUGCCAUUUUAUUGUUUUUAUUUCUUGCAGCUGAUAUAAACAUACCCUUUUUGCAUUUAGGAAGGGGAAAAUGUACAAAAGAUUUUAAAACCAAAGACAGACUGCUUUGGCAUUUUCUGUAAAUACUUAAAGGUUUUGAUGUUGAUGGAACAGUUUGUAACAAAUAUUUCCACUUUUAUUAUCUAAUUUUAUUUAAUGUUCUAAUAUCUCUUCAUUCUACAGCAAAUAGGUAUUGGUAAAGAACUACUUUAUUUGUCUUCUGAUUUCUGUAACUAAUUUUUCACAAUCAAAUUGUGGUUUGUGGCUGAUUUUUAAUCCUUCUUGUGCAUCCAAUGCAUUGUGUGAAACAUAAUAAAAAGCAACGCAUAAUUAAAUUCUAUGUGUCCAGUUUAAUGUUUUUUCUCUCUGAAAGCUGUUACAAGCCAGGAAUGUAUAAGUAUCAAUAUUGUGACCCCUACGCGUGGCUUUAUGAGCAACUUUAGUGUGAAAUU